UUGAGAGUUGAGUUACUCAAUUUUAGUCAAAGUACGGAAAGUGGGACCAAAAUCCGUACCAUUUACUGAGGAACGCCCAACGUUCUGUGUAACAGAUGCAGAGAAGCGGUGAAUUCUUUUGAUAAGUGUGAGAACUUUUAUGGAGCAUUUUUUUUUCUGUGAUUGCCGUGAAAUUAUCUGUUAGAAAGCUUUCACCUGGGAAAAAAUGUUCAAGAAAGGGACAACUCCCUCCUUUCCCUGAAAUCCGAUUAUUGAUCAAACUUGUUUAAAGAGCAUUCCAACUGACAAGAGUAAACAAUAGAUCCCACUUCUAUUUGAAAAUGACACUGGAACAUAUCGAAAGGGAGAUUCUGAUUCCCAAGAAGAUCCCAUUUCCCAUCGGUCAAGCCGCCGUAAAAUAUUCCGAAAGUUACCAGCAAUUCAAAGGCGGAAAGCUGCCCGAAGACAAGUAUCCUCUGGUUUCAGAUCCUCCAAUUCAAGGCCGUGGGCAAUUACAAUUCUCUCCAAGGCAAUGGGAUCGCAUCAUCCAAGCCACGGAACCACCUUCCAAUCCCAUACCUCUUGAGGAGCUGCGGAAACGUGCUUGGUCCAGUAAACCUCAUCCUGUGCUUUCGGAAAAGGAGCUUCUUGAGGCCCAAAGACUAAUCAGGCUUAAGGAGGAACAAGCCCAAGCUGAAGAAGCUCGAGAUGAAGCUGAAAUGGCCAAGAUUCGGGUAGAGAAGAAGCACCAACAAUGGGACAAAAUCCAAGCCGCCAAAGAGAUGCUAAGAUGCCAAGAUGAGCGUCACUCUCAAAUCCAACAAGCUCUUUUACAGAGUGAGAUCAUUGCCAUAAACGAGAAGAACAUAAAGGACAAGCAAAGGAAAUCUUGGAUGGAGGAGGCUCGGCAACGGACUUUGGAAAGAAGUGUUCGAGACCAGUUCGACAAAUAUGAGGGCAUCUUGAAAGAAAGAGAAAGGGCCAAAAUCGAGGAAUACAAACGGCUUCAAGAUCUUCAACAUAAACAAAUGGCAGAGCUGGAAUAGCAAGAGCGAAAGAGAGAAGAAGAAUCCCGAUUGGAACGUCAAAACUACGAGAGUGUCGCCAAAUCACUAGAAGUGGAGAACCACUUGAAGAAGCAACUGGAUAAAUAUGACCGGAAAGCCUUCCACCAAUCUCAAAAGGAAAUAACGAGGAUUCAUCAGGAGAAACUGAAAGAGACGCUAGAACUUGAAGCGAGGGAACUGGCCAAAGCGAGAGCGAUCCAAGAAUCUCUCUACAAACGCAAGGAGCACUUUGAAAAAAUGAUGAAAAAUAGGGUGGUGGACAUUGGAAAGAAGCAAUUCCGAGCUAAAGAAAGUUAUGCUAAGGACGUUCUCCCCAAGGCAGAGGAAAGUUUGAAGAAGGAGGACGAGAAAAUCGCGCUUCAAUUGUCUGAAAACGAAAAAAGACACCAUGAGGACAUCUCCAAAGCCGAAAAGAUCAAGUUAGAGCACCUGGAACAAUUGAAGGAAUUUCGAGAGAAAGAUCAAAUCAUCAAAGAAGAUCUUCGCUGUCAAGUUAAGAAUGAGAAGCUUGAAUUGUUUGAGAAGCAACAACGCGACCUUGCGGAACACCUUAGGCGAACACGAUCAACUAUGAGUCGCAUCCAAAACAAAAAGACCCAACUGAUCGAUUUUUGGGACAAGCAAUCCGCAGAGUUGAUUCAACAAAGAAGAGAUUGGACCCAAAUGAAGGCUGAUUGUGCCCAAAAGAAAACGCAACAGGAGCUCGAUUUGGAGCGAUCCUUCUAUCACGACUUGGAUCAGAUAGAGAUGGAACAAUUGGAACGAGGUAGAAAUGUGAUCCCAUUGAAGAAAGUCCGGCAAAACAUGACCCUUUACCAAGAUCCUGUAAUAGAAGCUCUAGACUCCUCUGGGAUUUGUCUCCGCAAUAACUUUCACGGGAAAAAUCUGUUGGAAAAAUACUCGCCCCACAAGGCUAGGGAAAGGCUGAGUUUGAAUUGGAAUGAGUAAGCGUUAUCUUAAGCGUAAUCGAAUAUGUGUGUAUGUGUGAUCCAUUAACCACUUUCCUGUGACAACAAUAAAGUCUGGC
Molecule: messenger RNA, 2073 nt
Organism: Tigriopus californicus
Lineage: Eukaryota; Metazoa; Arthropoda; Copepoda; Harpacticoida; Harpacticidae
Exons: 4
Coding region: 321-1025 (234 amino acids)
Source: RefSeq, a predicted model, not a curated record